Molecule: messenger RNA, 3050 nt
Organism: Clupea harengus (Atlantic herring)
Lineage: Eukaryota; Metazoa; Chordata; Actinopteri; Clupeiformes; Clupeidae
Gene: shisa2b
Product: shisa family member 2b
Source: RefSeq, a predicted model, not a curated record
CAAUUAUUCUCUGUGUUCCUUAAGUCUUCCAUGUGAUUGAUUAACGCCCAUGCCCACAUGAACAUUCUGCAUCAUAGUUAGUAAUUGACUGUAAGCCAGCCAGCCUACGGAGAAGAAACAUUUGCAAAUAUUCUUCUCCUUUUGACCGUUAAGAUCCCCAUAGGCACCGUUCCUGACCCACCACACGGGGCUUCCCUAAACACACUGAGGGGCUCCAUGGGACCGCACAGCUCCACUUGUCAACGCUGGCGACCAAGCAGAAAAAAACGUCUACAAAUCUGGUUAGCUCCACGCAGGCGCAUAGCGUGACUUAUACCUCUCAUUGUAAGAGAGAACCAUGUCCACAUCGCAUUCAGUCAUCAUUACCAAGUCCGAAGCAAGUGGCGCAGUGCCAGCGAAGUUCCAAUGCAGUGACAUUACUGAAAGUUUCAUUGCCGCGGCUCUGGGAUGCUUUGCCUGACUUUACGCUCGGGGCUAACCGUUACUAACUUACUGAAGGGGCCACAUCGCCUGACAUGGAUUAAGAACAAUUUUCUGUGUUGUUCGAAGGGACAGAAAUAAUUCCGUGAGAAAAUAUCUAAAGAGCGUAUGGAUUACAUGUAAAAACAGUGCUGCUCCCGCUGUAUCUCUGGGGAGGUCAUUUGAGAAGUGUAUUUGCAGGAGACAUGGACAGCCUAUUUUGCACAGCAGUGGAGCUCCGUUCAGGUUGGAUUGAUGCGAAGUCUACUGGAGGUCUCGAAACUGCCUAAUUGAUGUAUAGAGGCUAAGAGAAAGAUUUGAUUUAAUGUAAACGUAAUCUCCGCGUGGUUCCGCGUACCUAUGUCCGGUACGCUUUUCACUCACUCUUAGAUAAAGAAACUUGGAGUCCUGUGAUAAAAGGGGAACAUUGGAUACUUGUUGGAACUUCUUUGACUACACACUUGAGGAUCUAUUGAAUUACCUCCGGAAUUUCGCUGUCAAAUGAGAAUUUCAAAGUCGUUUAUUUGGUUUCUUUUUGCCCUUUUUCCUCCUCUCAUCUCAUUAGUCCACCGCAUCAUUAGAUUUGCCAAUUUGCACCUAAGGGGUGAAAGUCUUUUCGUUACUUAGCAUCAAGUUGUGAGUCUGAAGCAGGGAUGAGGAGUGGAAGUUACCCGAUGUCUCUGGCUAUGGUCGUGACACUUUUGACGUUUAUCAACGUGAAGGCGAGUGGCGAGUAUUGUCACGGAUGGCAGACCCUGGAGAACGGCUGGAGAGAUGGCUUUCAGUGUCCGGAGCGCUUUGACCACGGGGAUGCAAUCAUAUGCUGCGGCAAAUGUGAGCUUAGAUACUGCUGUUCUAGCACCGAAGCCCGACUUGACCAGGGAUCUUGUGAUAAUGACAAGCAAGCUCAAGACUUAAACCCAGGAAGUAAGGAGGACAAAGACAACGGGGCAGUCCCCAUCUAUGUGCCUUUCCUGAUCGUGGGCUCGGUGUUCGUGGCCUUCGUCCUCCUGGGCUCCGUGGUGGCCGUGUGCUGCUGUCACUGCCUGCGCCCCAAACAGGAGCCCUCCUCGGGGGGCUCUGGUGGGGGGCAAGGGGGCAGCGGCGGGGGCCGCCUUCUGGAGACCAUCCCCAUGAUGGCCAGCGUUGGCACCUCACGGGGCUCCUCCUCACGCCAGUCCAGCACCGCCACCUCCUCGAAUUCUUCUGCCCCUCCCAGUGCCCCGCGCAUGCCCACAGGGAUGCCCCCCCAAGGGGGCGGUGCCCUCCUCCGCACCCAGGCAUCCUGCUGCAUACCCCCGGAUGCCAGCGUCUACGUCAACAUGCCCACCAACUUCUCCGUGUUGAACUGCCAGCAGGCUACGCAGAUUAUGCCCCACCAGGGGCAGUAUCUGCACCCCCAGUACAUCGGCUACGCCCACCCUGUGGCACACCAGGCCGCCUACCUGGACCCCACACACGGGGGCUACCGGCCCCUACAGUCCCCCUACCCUCCCCCCACCAGUGUGGUCAGCCUGACAAGCGAGCAGAAGCACCCCCCUGUAACUGUGUGAGCCACACAAGGCCUUUGAAGGGCUGUUUAUGACUGAGAGAGGCCCCCGUGGGAAUUAUUCUUAUGGGGACUUGUCCUUAUGGGAACCUGUCCUUGGGGGACUGUCCUUGUGGGGACCUGGUUUGUGUGUACGGCUGUUAAGAGGCCCACUGCAAAAGCAGAGUCAGUGGAGAAUCAGAGUCACAUGGGCAACACACGGCCACGGAUCAAUGCCAUGCUCCAGCAGGACUGUGUCAUGUGUUGGAACAGGGCUGUUAUGUGUGUUUUCAUGAAUGUAUGAGUGUGUGUGUGUGUGUGUGUGUGUGUGUGUGUGUGUGUGUGUGUGUGUGUGUGUGUGUGUGUGUGAGGGCACAAUAAGCGUAGUCUCAGGGUUUGAAGAGGUCAGACUCCAGACAACAUAUUUGGGGGUAGAAUCCUUUAGUUUGACUCAGUCACCGACACACAACUGUAACAACAUUUGCAAUCACACACAAAAGGAAAUGUAUGAUAUAUUCCCGGGACUUAGAGCAUUACUAACAGAGGAAGUUACUGAUAUGAAAUGUAAUCAUGAUGUAUGCUUUGUGAGAGGUGGUUAUGUUUGGCUAUGUGGUGAAUGACAGCAAUGUAUACAUUUGAAGUGUGUGAGCAUAAGCAUUAUUUUGUUGUAAAUAAUAACAGAAAACACACUCAGUGCCUAGGGUAUGUGUGACUGUGAAUGUCCUAUUCAAGUUUGUACAGUAUGUCUUAGGGCCAAGCCUUUGUAGAGAGAACGUUUAGUAUUUUGUAUGCAGCUAUAUGUGUGUGUGUGUGUGUGUGUGUUGUAGUGUGGUGUGUGUGUGUGCAUGUGUGUACGUGUGUGUGUGUUGUAGUGUGGUGUGUGUGUAAUGGUAAAGCCAGGUGCUGUGAUGUGAAAAGCAGUCCCUCUGUCCCUACAGGACAGUUAAACUCUAAUGAAGUGAGCACAGGACACAGACUGUGACGCUCCGCCCUACCACCUCACCACAGUGAGUGGACACACACACACACACACACACACACACACACACACACACACACACAC